AUGGACCAAACUAUGCUGGAAUUACAUGAGGAAUUUUGUGAGGAACGGUUCGCAUGGUGGAGUUCCCGGAGAGAAUCUUCCAUUUGGCAUGCACAACCGUGCGCGCUUGACGUUCAACCUCUUUUGGUACGUGGGUUCGGGUUUGGCAGCGCCAUAUAUACUUCUUGUGUUCCAAAUGAAGAAGAAAUAAGUUUGGUACCGAUCACCCGUACCAUCUAA
Arctia plantaginis is the source of this 219-nucleotide messenger RNA. NCBI's taxonomy places the organism in Eukaryota, Metazoa, Arthropoda, Insecta, Lepidoptera, Erebidae. The record is from the annotation of a GenBank genome assembly.